AUGAACCUGCCGCCCGACAAGGCCCGGCUGCUGCGGCAGUACGACAACGAGAAGAAGUGGGAGCUCAUCUGUGACCAGGAAAGAUUUCAAGUGAAGAACCCUCCACACACAUACAUCCAGAAGUUGAAGGGCUAUCUGGACCCAGCUGUAACCAGGAAGAAAUUCAGGAGAAGAGUUCAAGAAUCUACUCAAGUGCUCCGAGAACUGGAAAUUUCUUUAAGAACAAAUCACAUCGGAUGGGUCAGGGAGUUCCUGAAUGAAGAAAACAAAGGCCUGGACGUUCUGGUGGAGUACUUGUCGUUUGCACAGUAUGCAGUCACGUUUGACUUUGAAAGCUUGGAGAACAAUGUGGAGAACUCGAUGGACAAGUCCAAACCUUGGAGCCGAUCCAUUGAGGACCUGCACAGAGGCAGUAAUUUACCCUCCCCAGUUGGGAACAGCAUUUCCCGCUCUGGCAGACACUCCACUUUACGGUAUAACACCUUGCCGAGCCGAAGGACACUAAAAAAUUCCAGAUUAGUGAGUAAAAAAGAUGAUGUCCAUGUCUGCAUCAUGUGUUUACGGGCCAUAAUGAACUACCAGUAUGGAUUCAAUAUGGUCAUGUCGCACCCACACGCCGUUAAUGAAAUUGCACUAAGUUUGAACAACAAGAACCCCAGGACGAAGGCCCUUGUCCUAGAACUCUUAGCAGCUGUUUGCCUGGUCAGAGGAGGACAUGAGAUCAUUUUGUCUGCGUUUGAUAACUUUAAGGAGGUGUGCGGGGAGAAGCAGCGCUUCGAGAAGCUGAUGGAGCACUUCCGAAACGAGGACAACAACAUAGACUUCAUGGUGGCCUGCAUGCAGUUCAUCAACAUCGUGGUCCACUCGGUGGAGGACAUGAACUUCAGAGUCCACCUGCAGUAUGAAUUUACAAAGCUUGGCCUGGAUGAGUACUUGGAUAAGCUGAAGCACACGGAGAGUGACAAGCUGCAGGUGCAGAUUCAGGCUUACCUGGAUAACGUUUUUGAUGUGGGAGCUUUGCUGGAGGAUGCUGAAACCAAGAAUGCAGCCCUGGAAAGAGUUGAAGAACUGGAAGAAAACAUUUCCCAUUUAUCUGAGAAACUCCAAGACACGGAGAACGAAGCCAUGGCGAAGAUUGUGGAACUGGAAAAACAGCUUAUGCAAAGAAACAAAGAACUGGAUGUGAUUCGGGAAAUCUACAAGGAUGCCAAUACCCAGGUACACACCUUGAGAAAAAUGGUGAAGGAGAAAGAAGAAGCCAUCCAGCGACAGUCAACGCUGGAGAAAAAGAUCCAUGAACUGGAGAAGCAGGGAACCAUCAAGAUCCAGAAGAAAGGGGAUGGUGACAUUUCUAUCCUUCCUGUUGCUCUGGCCUCUGGGAUGGUGCCAGCAGUCUCAGAGGCUGGGGCUGGUACGUGUGUCACACCAGUGGCUGGAGCUGCAUCUUCAGUACCACUGCCACCCCCUCCACCACCACUGCCUGCCUUCGCAGCAGCAUCUGAGGCAGUGCAAAACGGGCCAGUGUCGGUGCCGAUGCCGCCGCCCCCACCACCCCCACCACCUCCACCACCUCCACCACCCCCUCCUCUCCCAGGUCCAGCUUUGGAGACAGCUCCUGUGGCUCUGCUGCCCCCACCCCCCCCACCCUCAGCACCCCCCCUGCCUGGGACAGCCUCUCCCACCGUGGUCUUCAACUCAGGGCUUGCAGCUGUGAAGAUCAAGAAGCCGAUCAAGACCAAGUUCCGCAUGCCCGUGUUCAACUGGGUCGCCCUCAAACCCAACCAGAUCAACGGGACGGUCUUCAAUGAAAUAGAUGACGAGAGGAUCCUGGAGGAUUUAAACGUGGAUGAAUUUGAAGAAAUAUUCAAAACAAAAGCCCAAGGCCCAGCCAUCGAUCUUACUUCAAGCAAGCAGAAGAUAACUCAGAAAGGGUCCAACAAAGUCACAUUACUGGAUGCCAACAGGGCCAAGAAUCUUGCCAUUACGUUAAGAAAAGCUGGAAAGACAGCAGAUGAAAUAUGCAAAGCUAUCCAUGUGUUCGACCUGAAGACGUUGCCCGUGGACUUUGUGGAGUGCCUGAUGCGGUUCCUGCCCACCGAGAACGAGGUGAAGGUGCUGAGGCUCUACGAGCGGGAGAGGAAACCCAUCGAGAACCUGUCCGACGAGGACCGCUUCAUGAUGCAGUUCAGCAAGAUCGAGAGGCUGAUGCAGAAGAUGACCAUCAUGGCCUUCAUAGGCAACUUUGCAGAAAGCAUCCAGAUGCUGACCCCGCAACUUCACGCAAUAAUAGCUGCCUCUGUCUCAAUAAAGUCAUCCCAAAAGCUUAAGAAAAUCCUGGAGAUCAUUUUGGCCCUUGGAAACUACAUGAACAGCAGUAAACGAGGAGCUGUGUAUGGGUUCAAGCUACAGAGUUUAGACCUGCUCCUAGAAACAAAGUCAACAGACCGAAAGCAGACCCUGCUGCACUAUAUUUCAAACGUGGUGAAGGAGAAGUACCAGCAUGUGUCCCUCUUCUAUAAUGAACUUCACUACGUGGAGAAGGCUGCUGCAGUGUCUCUUGAAAACGUCCUGUUGGACGUGAAGGAGCUGCAGAGGGGCCUGGACCUGACGAAGCGCGAGUACACCAUGCAUGACCACAACACCAUGCUGAAAGAGUUCAUUCAGAACAACGAAGGGAAGCUGAAGAAACUACAGGAUGAUGCCAAAAUAGCCCAGGAUGCCUUUGAUGAUGCUGUGAAGUACUUUGGGGAGAAUCCCAAGACGACCCCUCCCUCGGUCUUUUUCCCGGUGUUUGUCCGAUUUGUGAAGGCCUACAAGCAAGCAGAAGAAGAGAAUGAGUUGAGAAAAAAGCAGGAACAGGCUUUAAUGGAAAAACUGAUGGAGCAAGAAGCACUGAUGGAGCAACAGGACCAAAAGUCUCCCUCACAUAAAACGAAGAGGCAGCAGCAGGAGCUGAUCGCGGAGCUGCGGCGGCGGCAGGUGAAGGAUAACAGGCAUGUGUACGAGGGGAAGGAUGGUGCUAUUGAGGACAUCAUAACAGCCCUAAAGAAGAAUAAUAUCACUAAAUUUCCAAAUGUUCACUCGAGGGUAAGGAUUUCUUCUAGCACACCGGUGGUGGAGGAUACCCAGAGCUGGCAAGCAUCACUUUUUACUUAG
Molecule: messenger RNA, 3156 nt
Organism: Chaetura pelagica (chimney swift)
Lineage: Eukaryota; Metazoa; Chordata; Aves; Apodiformes; Apodidae
Gene: FMNL2
Product: formin-like 2
Exons: 26
Coding region: 1-3156 (1051 amino acids)
Biological process (GO): cell migration; regulation of cell shape; cortical actin cytoskeleton organization
Cellular component (GO): cytosol
Molecular function (GO): actin filament binding; small GTPase binding
Source: RefSeq, a predicted model, not a curated record